Sipha flava (yellow sugarcane aphid) is the source of this 1907-nucleotide messenger RNA. Its product is annotated as membrane-bound alkaline phosphatase-like. Lineage: Eukaryota; Metazoa; Arthropoda; Insecta; Hemiptera; Aphididae. Gene Ontology annotation, molecular function: alkaline phosphatase activity. The record is from RefSeq and is a predicted model, not a curated record. Gene Ontology annotation, biological process: dephosphorylation. The coding region runs from base 71 to 1600 and encodes 509 amino acids. The transcript has 9 exons.
CGCCGGACACGCCAGACGGAUUAGUUACGAGAAACUCUCAUUAGGAAGUCUCUACAUUAGAGACGUCAACAUGGUUUCUUACCUCAUGUUAAUAAUAUUUCUGUUUUGUAUCAAAAACACUAUAGCUGCAUCAAAAUCUCAUUUUAAGUCCAAACCUUCCAUUGACAAUUAUUUCGCGGACAAGGGACGACCUCUAAAUCAGCGAUCAAGAGAAUACGAUGGUAACUUUUGGAUGAACCGUGGCAUGUCCGACCUAAGACGUCGGGUCAAAACGCUAGAAAAACCAAUCAUUGGACGGGCAAAGAACGUCGUGUUUUUCCUGGGCGACGGUAUGUCCUUAGCCACAGUGACUGCGGCCAGAGUACACAUGGAACAGACUUCCGGCAAGCCGUUUUCAGACGGAAAUACUUCACUAACGUUCGAAAACUUUCCGUACACCGGAUUGGUCAGGACAUAUUGCGUGGACAAACAAGUGGCCGAUUCGGCUUGUUCGUCGACUGCCUACAUGACUGGUGUGAAGGCGAACUCGGGAACAUUGGGUGUGACUGGCGCCGUUCAGAAGAAUGACUGUAAGGCGUCUUUGGAUUCUAAAAACCAAGUAGACUCAAUAUUACGGUGGGCUCAGAUGGCUGGAAAAUCUACCGGCAUCGUCACCACCACGAGAGUAACGCACGCAUCACCGGCCGGCGGCUAUGCUCAUUCGGCUGACAGAAGUUGGGAAAGCAGCGCUCCGGGUGACUGUUUGGAUAUUGCUCAACAGCUGGUGACUCGAUCGCCCGGGAUUGAGUUAGAUGUAAUCCUGGGUGGAGGCCGACAAGAGUUCCUACCGAAAAAAAUGAACGGCAAUCGAGAGGACGGUCGGGAUCUGAUCGCUGAAUGGAAGGUUCACAUGAUGAAAACCCAUCAAAAGUACGAUUAUGUGAGGAACAAAACCGAAUUAUCAAAUGUGGAUCUGAAAGACGUGGAUAAACUUUUAGGUUUGUUUUCCAUGAGUCAUAUGUCCUACACAGGCACCAAGGAAAUAGAAAAGGACGAGCCUUCUCUUAGUGAAAUGACCGUGGCCGCUAUAGAAGUGUUGCAGAAGAACGAGAACGGAUACGUGUUGUUCGUUGAGGGUGGUCGGAUCGAUCACGCGCACCAUCAGAAUCUGGCACACAUGGCCCUGAGCGAGACGAUAGCUUUUUCUCGAGCCGUAAAUGUGGCCGACACUAUGACGAACCCGAAGAACACGCUAAUUGUCGUCACGUCGGACCACUCGCACACAAUGACCAUCAACGGGUAUCCGUCCAGAGAGGAUCGCGUUGUCGGGCACGUAAAUCGUGGUGGCGAAACGUAUUCGAUUUUAAGUUACGCUAACGGACCGUCGGCCAAAGAACACAAGUACGAGAAAGAACCGUCGGAGUACGGUGAAAAGUUCGCACUUUAUCCGGCUCUAGUGCCGAUGUCAUUGGAAACGCACGGCGGCGAGGACGUAGCAGUGUGGGCUCGAGGUCCGUGGGCCCACUUGUUUGUCGGGAGUUUCGAACAAAACGUGUUGCCCUUGAUCAUGUCGCACGCAUCGUGUAUAGGUCCCAGCAAGGGAAAAUGCUCAGAUAGAUAGUAAACAGCAACGAAUUUGCAGCCAAUUUCCCAACCAUAAUUGUUAAUUUUGUUCAAUAUUUUCGCCAGAUUUCAUUUACUCAUGUGCUCAUUUGAAAUUUAUAAUUAUUUGAAUGCACCGUCGGUGGUUAACUAUUUCUUUAAUUACGUCAUGACUUAUUAUUAUAUUAAUUGAAUAAUUAUUUAUUUGAAGUGACCGUUGUCAUCAAUUACUGUAACCAAGUAUUACCAAUAAGUGUAUAUAUAUUAUUGCUCAUUUGAUAAUUGAUUAAUUCAUUUUAGUAUACAUAUUUUGUGUAAAGAAUUUA